AUGUCAAUCCAAUGGCUCCUAAGCUUCUUCCUACUUCCGUCCUUCGCCUGUGCCACCAUAAAACCUGUGUCCCCCGGCCCUGGCGACGUGUUCAGGUCAGGAUCACCCUGUCUCAUCUCUUGGGAUACCGACAGGUCCGGCUCCACCCAACCAUGGAGAAACGCCACCAUCUACCUCAUGUCCGGCUCCAACCUGAACAUGUCAAUGGUUACAACCGUUGUCGAGCACCUAGACGGGACUAACAUGUCAUCGUACAGUUGGCUAUUGCCUGACGUGGCACCCAAUGCAGACAUUUACUUCUACCAGUUUUCGAAUAACGGGGUCCCGGCCGGAUCCACUUGGACUUCUCGGUUCACAAUUGCUUCGUAUUCUGGCAACACCACUCUCCCUCAAAACAGCGAGCAGCCUGGCGGGGCUCCUAUUCCGUGGGGUGUUGGACAUCUUGUACCCCCCAAGAGCAAGAUUUCGUCGAGCCCAGUCGUUUCACCUCGCAGCCGUCCAUUACCAACCCGUCCAUGCGAAACACUAAAACACCAUCAAUGCACGACAUCCCUGGGAGAUGCUUUGUCCUCCGAUUAUAAAAAUCCCGCUGCCCCCCCCUCCUCUUCGACAACGCAUGGUCUCGCACCCCACCGUAAUAGAUCAAAUCAAGCUCACGCGACAGAGAAGACCUUCAAGCAGAGGUAA
Suillus subalutaceus is the source of this 687-nucleotide messenger RNA. RefSeq lists its product as uncharacterized. NCBI's taxonomy places the organism in Eukaryota, Fungi, Basidiomycota, Agaricomycetes, Boletales, Suillaceae. The record is from RefSeq and is a predicted model, not a curated record. The coding region runs from base 1 to 687 and encodes 228 amino acids. The transcript is spliced from 4 exons.